Molecule: messenger RNA, 416 nt
Organism: Nematolebias whitei (Rio pearlfish)
Lineage: Eukaryota; Metazoa; Chordata; Actinopteri; Cyprinodontiformes; Rivulidae
Product: small integral membrane protein 36-like
Exons: 1
Coding region: 54-356 (100 amino acids)
Source: RefSeq, a predicted model, not a curated record
CCCGUCCUGAGAGGUUCUGGUUCUUCGGGGCCUCCCAGCAUGAAGCGGGCACCAUGGGCUUUCUGGAAAACUACCAGGAGAUUGAUCCCGUCACUUUGAACCUCUGCAUCCUCAUCGCCAGCUACGUCAUCCUGCUCCUGGUCUUCCUGAUAUCUUGCAUCAUGUACGACUGCCGGGGCAAAGAUCCCACCAAGGAGUACGCCCCGGACCCGCAGCCGGCCCAGUCUCCCAUCAGGCUGGUGGUGAUGCAGAGCUCCUCGGCACCGAUGGGACGGUGGGACACGGCCAACAUGAUCACCACCUACCACGAGCCCUCACACUCAGACUUCAGGGAGAAGAAAAGCACCAUGGUCUGACUGGAGCGGCGCUGAUAAACUGAUUUUUGUACAGUUUUUUUUUAAUUGUUUUUACUUUUU